AUGGUACGUGAGGCACAGGGUGGCGGAUCGUGCUUCUCUUCUCUUGGUGGUGGUAACAAGGACAAGUCUCUGAACCGUACGGAGACCAACCGUGGUAACGAGCUGCACCGCACCACGUCCUCUUUCCAGGGCUCGGUGGCGGACAGCAUGCGCUACUCGGACAACCGCCGCGUGGCUGACCCUGACCGCCUCACUGCCUCGCAGGUGCACAAGUCGAAGACCCUUGAGGACCGUAUCAGGCAGGCUGAGCGUGAGAACCGUGCUCGUGCGUAA
Messenger RNA from Malassezia pachydermatis, 273 nucleotides. RefSeq lists its product as hypothetical. The record is from RefSeq and is a predicted model, not a curated record. NCBI's taxonomy places the organism in Eukaryota, Fungi, Basidiomycota, Malasseziomycetes, Malasseziales, Malasseziaceae. The transcript has 2 exons. Bases 1 to 273 code for a protein of 90 amino acids.